AUGAGCAGAUUCACUACUUCAACUGCUGGGUCACUCAGUUCUAAUAAGGUGUUUUGCUCAAUAUAUGAAGGAAAAAGUAGUGUUGAUGUUAAUGUUGGUUUAUGUUUUUUCAAUAUAGCAACAGGAGAAAUCACAUUGAGCACUAUUUUGGACUCACAGACAUAUGUUAGAACCAUUCAUAAGAUCCAUGUUUUUGAACCUUCUGAUAUAUUAGCACCUGAACAUUACAUUGGGCCUCCUGGAAAUAAGUUGACUGUCAUUUUGAAGUCUAAUGUGUCACAGGAAAUCAGGUUUCAUGGGGUCGAUAAGAGGUUUUUCAAUAGUAAUGAAGGGUUAGAAAACAUACAAAAGUUGGCGUUUGAAAAGGAUCUUAACUAUUUAAAACAGGAAUUGGGUGAUAAACAAAAUGCGUUGUGCGCUUUGGCUGCUGGUAUGAAAUUCAUCAUAAAAAUUUAUAGAAUGCAACAAGUGUUCUUCAAAAAAUUCAGAUUCAAGUAUGAGGUGCCAGAAAGUACAAUGUUUAUUGAUACUAGAACCAUAAAGAGUCUUCAAUUGACUGAAAAUUUAGUUGAAAAGAAUGGAUUAUCUUUCAUGAAGUUUUUGAACUCAACCUUGACAAAGAUGGGAGAAAGAGUGUUGAGAAAUAAUAUUUUUCAGCCAUUGACAGAUAAAGAUAGUAUUAUAAUGAGAUUGAAAGCUGUCAAAGAGCUUGUUGAUAAUCAAUCAUUACUUGAUGAGCUAAGAGUCAGUAUUAAAGGGUUGCAAGAUCUUGAUAAGAUUUUUGCCAUUCUAUUGUUAUCAAAUAAUUCAGAGGUACCAGAAAAAUCUGUCAAUAAAGUCAAUCAUAUUAUACUUGUCAAACAAGCAGUGAAUGUUGCUAUAGAUAUUGGAAAUUACCUUGAAGGUGCCAGGUGUACUUUAUUGCAGCAAAUAAGAGAUAUUUGCAAGGAUGAUGGUGUAAUUGCGGUAAAGAAUUUGAUAGAUGAAUAUAUAAAUGAAGAUUGCAAUUGGGCUUCUGGUACCCUAGAUAUUCAAAAUCAAAGGAUUUAUGCUGUAAAGUCAGGCAAGAAUGGGUAUCUUGAUAUGUCCAGAAAAGCCUACAACUUUGUGGGUGAGGAAGCUGUUACAACAGCUGGUAAUUUAUCAGAGCAAUAUGAUCUCUUCAUCGAGGCUUGCUAUAAUAACCAACGUGGGUAUUACUUGAAGGUGAAAAACUACGAAGAUAUAAACCAACUACCAGACAUUUUCAUCAAUCGCAAAGAAAAGAAGAACUUUUUAGAAUGUACAACAUUGGACUUAAUCAAAUGGAAUGCUCGCAUGGAUGAUACUGUUUCUGAUAUAUUGAGAACUAGUGAUAAGAUGCUAGAAGAGUUGCUUGAUGAAAUUACAAAUUAUAUCCCAGUUCUUUUCAUGAUGGGUGAAGCCCUAGCUGUAUUGGAUCUUUUUCAAUGCUUUGCUUUAAAUGCAACCAAGGGAAAAUACUCGUGCCCUGAAAUAUCAGAUAUGUUGACACUCAAGGCAAGUAGACAUCCCAUCGUGGAGACCAUGACGGAGAAUUAUGUCUCUAAUGAUAUUUGUGCGGUUAAGGAUACCUCAAGAGUUCAGGUGAUAACUGGAACAAAUAUGAGUGGGAAGUCAGUUUAUUUGAGACAAGUUGCACUAUUGUCCAUCAUGGCACAAAUUGGUUCUUUUGUUCCAGCUGAGUAUGCAAAUUUUCCAAUUUUCAAUAGUUUGAAAGCAAGGAUUUGUGUUGAUAACUUUGCAUCUACUACUUCAAGUUUUGCAACAGAAAUGAAUGAAAUGGUUUGUAUUUUAGAAGAUUUCGAUGAAAAUAGUCUUGUUAUAAUUGAUGAAUUAGGAAGAGGUUCUAGCUUGAAUGAUGGGUUUGCUAUUUCACUAGCUAUAUGUGAGCAUUUAGUAACAACAAAUGCUACAGUUUUCAUAACCACACAUUUUCAUGAGCUAUCAAAGAUUUUGGGUACCAAGCCUGGUGUAAUUCAAAAUCACAUGAGCUGCUCAAGUACACAAAAUGAUGGACUAAAAAUGAAUUACAGAAUGCUAGGGGGCCUUACAGAUGUGAAGAGAUAUGGGAUCAGAGUAGCACAAAAGUAUUUUGAAAAUAGUAUCAUUGAAAAGGCUAAGGAAAUUUCAGAGAACUUAGAGAAUAACGCUAUUGAGUCAAACCCUGAAGAGGAGGAACAAAUGGUGAGAAAUCGCAAGUUAUUGAACCUUGUCAAGAUCUUGGAAUACGUGGCAAACAGUAACGAAAUAAGCAAAGAGUUACUUUUGGGGAUUCAAGAAGAGUUUCUUAACUAG
Messenger RNA from Hansenula anomala, 2316 nucleotides. It is a transcript of the gene MSH4, whose product is annotated as MutS family protein MSH4. Gene Ontology annotation, molecular function: mismatched DNA binding; ATP binding; ATP-dependent DNA damage sensor activity. The record is from RefSeq and is a predicted model, not a curated record. The transcript has 2 exons. Gene Ontology annotation, biological process: reciprocal meiotic recombination; mismatch repair. The coding region runs from base 1 to 2316 and encodes 771 amino acids. Lineage: Eukaryota; Fungi; Ascomycota; Saccharomycetes; Phaffomycetales; Wickerhamomycetaceae. Gene Ontology annotation, cellular component: nucleus.